This is a messenger RNA of Dendroctonus ponderosae (mountain pine beetle), 3487 nucleotides long. RefSeq names its product vam6/Vps39-like protein (gene Vps39). The coding region runs from base 642 to 3182 and encodes 846 amino acids. Gene Ontology annotation, biological process: vesicle-mediated transport; endosomal vesicle fusion; autophagy. The transcript has 15 exons. Gene Ontology annotation, cellular component: cytoplasm; membrane. NCBI's taxonomy places the organism in Eukaryota, Metazoa, Arthropoda, Insecta, Coleoptera, Curculionidae. The record is from RefSeq and is a predicted model, not a curated record. Gene Ontology annotation, molecular function: protein binding.
AUGUGAGGUUAAGUAAUGAUUUUGACAAUAAUCUGCCACAAAAGCACAGAAUAUUUACGAACAGUCUGUCCCGAACCUUUCGGCACUGACGUCAUUAUUUGCUUUUAUGUCCCGUGUGGAUAAAAUAAAUUUUUGUUGAAUCAGAUUAUUGUUAUGUCAAUUUAUGGCUUUUAGAGAAGUUUUAAAAAAUACUUUGACUUCAUCGUUGAUAAAUUAAACAGUCGUCAUUAGCUUUGCUUGAAGCAAUAUAAAAUGUUUAUUAAUCUCAAGAAAUACUACUAUUUACGACAGCAGUUGACAACGUGGCAUUUAAAUUAGUUGAAGUUGUACAAUUUAAAUUAAAUUUGCUCAAUGACAUAUUAAAAACAUAAAACUUUUGUCUCGCUCUGUGAACAAUUAGUAGAUAAUAAUAAAUACUUCCCAUACGUCGAUAUUCUUUGCUUUAGCUGAUUGUCAGUAUUGACAAUGUCAUUGGUCACUGAAAAGGUAAAUAAACAGUGGACUUCGUCACUGUCACUUUUUACUUGUCUUUAUCUAUGGACUUUCUGUGAUUUAGAUUGUGAUAUUAACAGUAAAUAGUAUAUUGUGAACAUUUCCGGCGAUUGUGAGAGGUUCAGUUGUGAUUGUGCCCCGUUUCCACCAUGCAUGAAGCCUAUCAAGUGCACCCAUUGACCAAAUUGUCCCAUCAGGUCGAGUCGAUAGCAGCUUAUGGGGAAAAACUGUUGGUUGGAACUCGACAGGGUCACCUUUUCAUGUACAGUUUGGAGACGAAAGAACCGAGAUGUGAGCUCACGUUGAUGAGAUACAACAAGACAUUCAGUAAAUCCAAAGUACAACAACUGGAAGUAAUUCCUAAGCACGAUUUGCUUUUGAGUUUAACUGAAAAUAUUGUGCAGCUUCACAAUAUUAACGACAUCAGUUUUACCACUUUGGACACUAUUCAUAAUAGCAAGGGGGCCACAUUUUUCGCUGUAAACAUUGAGGAAAAAACGUCGAUCACUGGCAAUACUCAGUACGUAAUCCGGCUGGCAAUAGCAGUUAAAAGAAAGAUACAGUUGUAUUUUUUGAAAAACAACCAAUUCCUUCAGCUAGCCAACGAUAUAUCGCUGAAUGAUAUUCCGAAGGCAAUGGUUUGGCGGCAAGAUGUGAUUUGCUUGGGAUAUAGAGACGAAUACACGUUACUUAAACUUGAUGGGCAAAAAACCGACUUAUUCAACACCAGCAGCUCAAAAGCGGCGGAUCCAUGCAUUUUGCCCAUAUCUGAGUCGCAUUUUGCCCUGUGCCGAGAAAACCAGACAAUCCUGGUGAAUACAUUAGGAGAAACUGAGAAAAAGCAGACCCUGAAAUGGUCGGAGCCUCCAGUUCUACUCGCCUAUGAUGCUCCUUACACAUUAGGAAUAUUAACCGACUGCAUCGAGGUUUGCUCGUUAGAUCCCAGCAUGUCGGUGCAAACGUUGCCGGAUAUGCCGAAAGUGCGUUUCUUGGUCCAGGCUCAACAGGGCACUCUUUUCGCCGCCUCUCUUUCCCAGAUCUGGUGCCUGAGGAUGGUGGAUAUUGCCAAACAACGCGAACUGCUCCUCAACGCAAAGGAAUUCCGAUUGGCUCUUAACCUAAUCCAAAUUUCAGACGAUUCAGAGGAGGAAAAGCAGCGGAAAAUCCAUCAAAUCCAAACUUUGUUGGCCUACGAUUUGUUUGCCAAGAAGCAAUUCGCUGAAAGUAUGAAGGAAUUUCUGAAGUUGGGAACCGACCCGCAUGAUGUAAUCAGGCUCUAUCCGGACAUGUUGCCUCAAACUCAGCAAGAAGAAGAGGGGUCUACCAGUAGGGAUCUCAACGAGAAAGAGGUUUUAGAAAGCAUUGCAGCUCUCAGCGACUAUUUAACUGAUAUGCGAAACCGCGUGUCGGACUCCAAGUCGGUGGCCAAUUCAAUAAACAGCCAGAGCAGCCGAAAUAGCAACUCUGCUCACCAACUGCUGCAAAUUAUAGACACCAUUCUAGUAAAAUGCUAUUUGCAAACGAACGACGCGAUGGUGCCGCUGAUUUUGCGCCAGAAUUAUUGUCUUCUCACUGAGACUGAACGGGUUUUGAAGAAAAUGGCAAAGCACAAUGAUCUGAUUAUUCUAUAUCAGAUUAAAGGCCAGCACCGCAAGGCCUUGGAGCUGCUUCAAACUGAAAAGAGCAUCGAAGGAGAGAGUGUGGAGAAAACCGUGAAAUAUCUGCAGAAACUUGGGUCAGAAAAUAUGGGGCUUAUUUUGCAGUUUUCUGACUGGGUGCUGAAGAAGGAACCCGAGAAGGGCUUAAAGAUAUUCACUGAAGAUUUGCCUGAAGUAGAAAAGCUGCCGCGGCCACGAAUUCUGGACACUUUGCUUAAAGAGCAUCCCCAUUUGGCUAUUCCCUAUCUGGAGCACAUCAUCCACAAUUGGAAAGAGGAAAAUCCUUUGUUCCACAACGCGCUCAUCCAUCAGUACCGGGAGAAAAUACUGAAGGAUGGAGCGGCAAACUCUGAGCACACCAGGAGGAAACUCGUUUCGUUUCUGGAAAAAAGCUCCCAAUAUACAGCGGAGAAUGUAUUGAAGGACUUUCCAGUUAAUAACUUGAUUGAGGAGCGCGCUUUGAUAUUAGGAAGACUGGGAAAACACGACCAAGCCAUUGCUCUGUAUGUGAGAGCUUUGGGCGAUAUUGACAAAGCUAAAGAGUAUUGCGAGCAAAUCUUCGCAAAAAAGGGACCAGGAAGCCAAAACGUCUACGUAUGUUUAAUCAAGCUGAUCCUCAAUGCAGACACUUCCCAUUUAGCUCUGGAGGGAGUCACUCUAUCUCCCAAAACCCUCCAACCGGACGUGGAAUUGGCGUUGCAACUUCUGGAGGAAAACUGCUUCAAAGUGGAUCCUCUGGAAAUGCUGGCCGCACUUCCCGAUGAAAUUCCAGUUUCCAGAAUUCAGAAGUUUCUUUCGGUGUCUUUGCGGGCAGUUUUACAAGAGCGGCGACGCGAGGAAUUGUCGAAAGGUCUGCUCUAUGCGGAACAUUUGCAAUGCCAGGAAAUGAAGUUGAAGCUGCAGAGCAAACACGUCCUGAUAACCGAGAUGAAUGUCUGUCCUGUUUGCAAAAAGCGCUUUUCCAAUCAAGCGGCUCUUAUCUGGUAUCCAAAUGGCGAUGUUGUGCACUUUGCCUGCCACAAGGAGAAAUAGGCGCCAGAGCGUUAGUAAUGUUUAAAACAGUGAUAUGUUUUAUCAAAGAUAGGGUCUACAUCUUUUAGUAAUAAUAAUAAUGGACUAAAUGCUUGAUUGUUUCAACGAGUAGCUCACUUUUAUAGUUUUUUUUCUUUAAUUUGAGAUUUGGGAUAUUUUAGGGGAGUUUAAGAUAUUUACUAUUCACCCCUUAUUGUCUUGGGGCUCUAAUCCAUGUCAUAUAAAUUUUGUAUAAGUUUAGAGCCUAGUUAUUUGUAUUGUAACACAUUGUAUUGGUCUUUAUUUAAUAUAUGAAUACAUCUAUU